Photinus pyralis (common eastern firefly) is the source of this 839-nucleotide messenger RNA. Its product is annotated as alpha-crystallin A chain-like. The record is from RefSeq and is a predicted model, not a curated record. NCBI's taxonomy places the organism in Eukaryota, Metazoa, Arthropoda, Insecta, Coleoptera, Lampyridae. Gene Ontology annotation, biological process: protein refolding; response to heat. The transcript has a single exon. Gene Ontology annotation, molecular function: protein folding chaperone. The coding region runs from base 64 to 654 and encodes 196 amino acids.
ACGCAUUUGGUACAGACCAGUUUGUCUUUGUAUUCAACACACAUUGCCCAGUGUAAGUGCAUAAUGGCUUCUUACUUCGAUCAAUGGAACCAGUCAGUCGUCCGGCCAUCACAACCUGUGGACCAACGUUAUGGUGUCGUUUUGGAAUCUGGCGAUUUAGUAAGUCCACUAAUCAUUCCAUUGAACGCAGUGUAUUUGGGCAAGAGCGUUUCGCCAAAUUAUCAAUCCUCAUGGAGAUCAUUUAGAUAUGAUAGAAGAUCAAAAGUUAAUGUGAAUAGAAAUCAAUUUGAAAUUAAUUUGAAUGUGCAACACUUCGACGCUAACGAGUUAACUGUGAAGAUUACCGGAAAUGCGAUCAUCAUCGAAGGCAAUCAUGACGAAAAGCACGAUCAACACGGAAGCGUGUCCCGUCAAUUCAAGCGAAAAUAUUUGGUGCCGAACGGCCACAACGUGAAUAAGGCAACUUCGGUUCUAUCGGGAGACGGAAUUUUGAUCGUUUCGAUUCCUCGCAACGAAAGCGUUGUCGAAGAGCGCGUUAUUCCUAUUCUACAGGGGGAAUCUCAAGAUGAAGAACAGGAUAAACGUUUAGAUGAGCAGCGCUCGCAAGCUGACGAAAAAUGCGAAGACGAUCAAGUAGACGAAAAGAAAGCUUAAUUAUAUGCACAUCUUUUUGAAUUAAUACCUACCUGCUUAAUUUUGCACUUUCUUUUACACCCGCAGUAGUUUAUUGUUUCUUGCAAAUAAUACUAUGCAAUUUUUUAUUAUGUUUAUUGUUAUUUCUCAUGUAUAAUUAUUUAUGGAAUAAAUGAAGCCCUUAAUGGGUUUCUAAUUUGCAAAAA